AUGGCCGGUGCCUCUUCGUCCUCCGGAUCGUCCUUCACCUCAUCGUCUCUCGGGCGACCUCCUACCUAUAGCCGUUCCCAUGUCAGCCCAGUAGAUUCGACCUGGACCCCGAUCUCGGGCGUGUCGACGCUGUCAGCGCCGUCCACCGGGGGCUCUGUCGCGCUCCAAACGUCCCUUCGUCCGCUGGAUCUGGGGCCGCCAGGAUAUCAAGCAACAAUAGUUUUGUUCCAAGACACCCCAGACGAGCGCACAGUGUAUCUAGGCCCAUGGGAAGUGGUUGGUUCAGAGCAAAGACGAGUCUUGUGGCAAUGUAGCUACCAGAACGAGCUGCUUGAGCAUUACUUACCAUCGGAUAUCCCGUCAGAGAUCCAUCCACAUACACUUCAUUCUCGACAUCGACAGUACCAUGAUCCUUCGGACAUGGAACGAUAUCUGACGUUCCCUGAACCUCAUCGGAUCCGGUACUUCUCCGACGAAGGUGUUUGUAUUCAUGACCAGUACAUUCAAGUCAGAUACGAAUUCACAACUGUAGAUGCAUCUGUUCGAUUUCAGGGAGAUUUACGACGAAAGGACAUGGUAGGAUUUUAUGAUGUGGAUGUCGUAUGGACUAAUGUCCAUGGCCGAACAGAUAGUUUUGGUAAGGUCAAGGGAAUCGGAGCAAUUCAACGUCUCAAGAUGUGGCGCGACCGAUAUACCACGUUCCAUUCCCUAAGCGUACUUGCAAACAAGACGGACGGCCAGUAUCGCGAGUACGAUGUGCACAUCUUUGAUGGAGAGCUGCGAAGUCGUGAUGAUCGAGCGAAACAAUUGAAGCUUAGUGUUCGGGGUCGGCGAGGUAGCGCACCUGAUGAGGCCUCUCAACGCCGAUUCUCGUUUGCUCGGGGGGUACGACCAAGAGUACGAUCAUCAGGAGGUAAUAUUGGCCAGAGUAGCUCAGAAUCGAACCCGUCGUCUGCACAACCUGUCGACAUUCGUUAUUUAUCCAUUCAGUUUAGCAGCCGGCAAGAUUACCGACGGUUUCUCGAAAUGUGGCUGUAUGCUCACAGUACUGAUCGAGACUUUCAAGGGAUUCCCUUUCCUCCGCACCAUUUUGAACUACCUUCACCACAAAUGCUGCCAGGUCAGCCAGUUGAGCUCGAGUCCCCCGAUUGGACUCGCACACUCGAGCCUGUUGCCGAGCCAGAAGAAUCAGACGACAGGGGAUGA
This is a messenger RNA of Metarhizium brunneum ARSEF 3297, 1206 nucleotides long. RefSeq lists its product as uncharacterized. NCBI's taxonomy places the organism in Eukaryota, Fungi, Ascomycota, Sordariomycetes, Hypocreales, Clavicipitaceae. The record is from RefSeq and is a predicted model, not a curated record.